AUGAAGAAAGCUAUUGGAAUAAUCCACUCUAGGAUGGAUUUGAAUCUUAACAAAAUGGGGUGCAUUCAAUUAUCAAUUGAAGGUGUUGCUGUGUAUGUUGAUUUUUGGGAGAUAAAACCGUCAGGUGGCGAUUUUUUUGGAACAAACUCCGAUGAGGAGUUCCCAAGAGGAGACGAUAUAGAUUUUUUAGAUGACAAUUCGGAGGCUGAUAAAGAUAGACCUCAAGAUAAGAGAAUAGCAGAGCUGUCACGGGAAGAUAUCAUGCAACUUCAGUUUACAGAUGAGGAAGCUGUUUAUCGAUUCUACAAGACUUAUGCAAUGAUGCACGAUUUCACUGUGAGGUUGGAUGAAGUCAGACGUGAUAGCGAUGGUUGCAUAAUUAUGUGCCAAAUUAUUUGCAAUCGGGUGGGCUCAAGAAGGGAAGAGGUUGAAAAGGACGAAAGAAUCUGGGACCACCGACCCCUAACUCGAAGUUUUUGUCCGGCGAGAAUUUGUGCAAGACUAGAUAGAAAAAUUUAUAAAUGGAAGGUUGUUUCGUUGUACGAAGAGCACUCUCAUGGAUUAGUUGAUCCACUCGAUAUUAGCAUGAUGCCUGAGUAUUACACAUUCAGUGUCUCGGAUAAAGCUCAGGCGAAGAAUUUGCAUGCCAUAGGCAUCAGGACCUGUCACAUCUUGAGAUACUUGGCUUUUCAAAAAGGUGGAUAUGCAAACUUGUCAUUCAACCAAAAAGAUAUGUACAACCUUAUUACUCAACAUAGGAAGGAAAAGGUGAAGGGUGGUAAUGCAAAUGAUGCAAUAAGCUACCUGGGAGGUAAAGCUGGGAAUGAUUUUUAUUUCUUUGGUAGCCGUAUUGAUUGUGAGUGCUUUGGGGAUGUCUUGACAUUUGAUUCGACUUACAAUAAGAAUGUCUACAGUAAACCACUUGUGAUAUUUUCUGGUAGCAAUCAUCAUGGACAAACCGUCAUAUUUGGAUGUGAUUUUCUUGUUAAUGAGGAUAUUGGUUCAUACAAGUGGCUCUUGGAAACAUUUUUGGAAGCAAUGGGGAAUAAACACCCUAUGGCAGUUGUCACCAACAAAGAUCUUUCAAUGAGAGAAGCCAUUAAAUAG
Arachis stenosperma is the source of this 1107-nucleotide messenger RNA. Its product is annotated as protein FAR1-RELATED SEQUENCE 5-like. Lineage: Eukaryota; Viridiplantae; Streptophyta; Magnoliopsida; Fabales; Fabaceae. Gene Ontology annotation, biological process: regulation of DNA-templated transcription. The transcript has 4 exons. The record is from RefSeq and is a predicted model, not a curated record. The coding region runs from base 1 to 1107 and encodes 368 amino acids.